Molecule: messenger RNA, 633 nt
Organism: Dermacentor andersoni
Lineage: Eukaryota; Metazoa; Arthropoda; Arachnida; Ixodida; Ixodidae
Cellular component (GO): membrane
Source: RefSeq, a predicted model, not a curated record
UCGUCGAACUACGCGGGGCUGGCCAUGCUUCUCGCCGUGGUGCUGUCGUUUCCCAUCUGCUCGAUCCUGAUGCUGGUGACAGUGUCAGUGAUGCUCGUGGCACUGACGCUCACAAACUACGUGUGCCGGCCGUACGACAACAUCAUCUACGACACCGCCGACAUCACCCAGACAGCGCUCCUGGACGAUACAAUGCGCGUUAUCUGGCCUCGGGAGACGCGUGGAAAGUGGUUCGGAAAGUUCCUGGCGGGCAGCACGCUCACAAUUUGCAACGGCGGUCGUAUGUUGGAGGUCAUCAAGGGAGACUACCAGGAUUCGGUCAACACGCUCGUGGACCUCACGAAAACCAUACAGCAGCUGCUCCUGUCUCUCACCGUCGACCCGCGUCUCAUCUUUUCGGUCGACCAUCCGGAAUUGCCUUUCUUCGCCAAGAUGAGGGGGCAACUAUGGGACCAUGUCGACAAGGUGUGCACAGCGUCUGUCACGCCACUUAGUUCUCUGACAGCCUUUUUCUUGCAGUAGGAGGUACAGUCAAUGGACACGUACGCCAGAGUGUAAAUUGAAUGGCGCUAGCAAACGUAUUCCCUUUGACUCCGGGAGACAUAUCAAAGCUGCAGUUGAGAAAUACCCAAA